AUGACUAGUAAUAAGAAAAACAAUAAUAAUAAUAACCACGAUGACGAUUGUGUUGACUGUUCGCAUGAUAAUUACGUAUCAAGAAGAGUUGAUCCCAAAUCUAAGGCAAAGAAUGACAUGAAGGAAGUUUGCAAUGAUGGACUUAUAAAUGGUAGUAAAAAUAAUGGACAUGCUGCCGAUUGCACAUGUUCACAAUGUUACUGUGCUGACUGUUUAAAAGGGAAUUAUAUAGCAAACAAAAUUGAUCCUAAAUCUAAGGUAAAAAGUGAUAAGCAGGAUGUUUGUAAUGAAAAGAAGACUGCAGUUAAAAAGGAAAAAAGAUCCUACCAAGAAAUUUGCAAUAACAAUGCUAAGACUGGCGAACAAAAAAACAACGCAAAAGUCAAUCACGAUGCAGAUUGUACCUGUUUAGAAUGUAUCUGCACAGUUUGUCUAGAAGAAUACGAAGCUGAGGUAAAGAGUUACAAGCAAAACACAGUUAAGAAAGGAAUAAUUAGUCAGAAAAUCUGCGAUGAUGAUAAUAUAAAUAACAAUCAGAAAAGUAACGGUCAUGAUCUCAAUUGCUCUUGCUCAGAAUGUUAUUGUAUGGAUUGCAUGAAAGGUAACUUCAUGGCUAAAAAUAUAGAGCCAAAGACUAAAAGGAAAGGUGAUAAAGACCGUAAAAAUUCAACAAAAAGUAGCCACGGUGCAGACUGUGAUUGUCCGGAAUGUUGCGUGAUUUGUUUAGAAGAGCAAAUGCAGAUCACAGCUGAAAAGCAAAAUAAUAAUGCGUCAUCCCCUGUUGGAAAGAAGGAUAAUUUUGACUCGUGGUUAUGUCAGGACGCGAUUAUUGAUAGCUGUCACAGUUCCACUUGUGACUGUCAUGUAAACUUUUUGAAUGAAAGUGACGACAUAGAUAAAUCCUUAGAAAUAAAUUCAAGAAAAACUGAACAUGAUUUUGAUUCUUGGUUAUGCCAGGACGCGCCUAGUGAUAGUUGCCACAGUUCAACUUGUGAUUGCCAUGUAAACUUCUCAAACGAAUCAAAUGAAAAAAAAUCAAAAAACAAUGGAAAAGAAAAGAAUAUUGACUCACCAAGUUUUGAUUCUGAUAACUGUAGUUGCGAAGAUUGUGCCGAAGAUAAUUUAUCAAAAGACAUUGAUGAAUGCCAUAAUGGUGUGAAUAAACAAGAUCACGAAGAUGAUUGCUUAUGUCCAAAAUGUCUUUGCAUAGAGUGCAUGGCUGGAGAUUAUAUCACAGACAUGGAGAAACCCAAAUCAGAUAUAAAAAGUUCAACUAAAGACCAAGAGAACACUGAUGAAUUAUGUAUAGAUAAUGCAAAUCAAGAGCAGCAGAUAAAAGAUCCACAAGAUAUUGAAGAAUGCAAUUGUGAUGAUUGUCAAGAAGAAGCAAAUGAUAAUAUAAAUCAAAAUAUUUCACUUGCGCACUCAAAGAAAAUUACUGAAAAUGAACAUUCUUCUAAUUGCGAUUGUUCAAAAUGCUGCUGCAUAGAAUGCUACAUUGAAAAUAUGGAAAACAAUGACGUUGGAAAACAGAAAAGCGAUGAUUUAAAUAAAUCUGUUGAUAGAGAAGAAAAUGAACAAGUUGAAGAAUGUGAUUGCCCCGAUUGUGUGAAUGACUCAGCUGAAAGCAUUAGUAAAAAUAAAAAUAAUAUAAAAUCUAAUAAUACAAGCCCAGGAAAUAACAAACUGAUGCAAAAUGGUACUAAUGAUAUUAAUGAUGAUUGUAUUUGUAUGGACUGUACUAAAGAAAAUCUUAGCAAUUCUAUCCGUCAAAACAGUAACGAAUAUAAGGAAGCUAUUAAUAACAAACAAAAUAAAAGUAGCUUUCAGAGUAGUUGUUUAUCAGCAAAUAAUGCCGGCGUAAAAUCCAACGCUAAAGUUGGAUCGACUAUGCAAAAGAUUGUGAGUUCACAUAAAAGUAAUCUUGAUCGAGAAAAUGAUAGACAAGAUCAUCAUAAACCAGAUUGUAUGUGUUCAGAAUGCUGCUGUGCAGGUUUCAUAAAGCAAAAUGUGAAGGCAAAGGAUGUAAAACAAAAUCCAAUAUCAAUAGAUCCGCUGGCAAAGCCAGUAACUCAACAUUAA
Messenger RNA from Ctenocephalides felis (cat flea), 2082 nucleotides. RefSeq names its product protein PFC0760c-like. NCBI's taxonomy places the organism in Eukaryota, Metazoa, Arthropoda, Insecta, Siphonaptera, Pulicidae. The coding region runs from base 1 to 2082 and encodes 693 amino acids. The record is from RefSeq and is a predicted model, not a curated record. The transcript is spliced from 2 exons.